Molecule: messenger RNA, 561 nt
Organism: Spinacia oleracea (spinach)
Lineage: Eukaryota; Viridiplantae; Streptophyta; Magnoliopsida; Caryophyllales; Amaranthaceae
Source: the annotation of a RefSeq genome assembly
AUGUUUCCCCUCCAUUUUCAUUACGAAGAUGUUUCACGUCAAGAUCCGUUGCUCAAACCGAAUCACGCCAACGUUAUGGAUGUUCCUGGAUUGUGUGAAAUAAGAGUAGUACCAAAGGCAGCACCUUCUGAUUUCAUAAUCCAAAAUGGAAAAUUGGCUAUGGAGAUUCCGUGCGGUCAGAAAUUGAUACGGACACGCAGGGGUUCGAUAGGAAAGUCGUUUCGAUCCAAUCCAUUCUUGGGGUCAAAUAAAGACAAAGGAUAUGUCAAUGACCUAGCACGACAAAGCACUCUCCGAGGGCAUGGAAUGUUUCAUUUUUUGGUCAGAAUCUCGACAGUAAUGUCUCUCUUAGAUUCUCUGGUGGAAAUACGGGAAAACUCCAUUAAAUUCUCGAUGGAAACGGAGUUUUGCGAAUUCUCCCCGGAACUAGAAGAUCAUUUUGAGAUCUUCGAACAUAUUCGAGGGUUCAAUGUAACUAUUGUCACUUCAGCCAACACACAAGAUGAGACUUUACUACCGUGGAGCGGCUUUUUGCAAAAAGAUGAGGGAGAAACUCAGUAA